This is a messenger RNA of Alligator mississippiensis (American alligator), 4370 nucleotides long. RefSeq names its product centrosomal protein 78 (gene CEP78). Gene Ontology annotation, cellular component: centrosome. The record is from RefSeq and is a predicted model, not a curated record. Gene Ontology annotation, molecular function: protein binding. Lineage: Eukaryota; Metazoa; Chordata; Crocodylia; Alligatoridae. The coding region runs from base 1 to 2454 and encodes 817 amino acids. The transcript is spliced from 17 exons.
AUGGUGGUAGCUGGAGGCGGUGCCGCACGCCUUGGCGGGCUGAGCUGCGCGGGGCUGGCAGCGGCGGCGGGGGAGGGAGAGGGAGGGUGUUGUCGUGUGCGCGUGCCGUGGCAGGCAGGAGAGAGAAACUCUGCGCCUGAAAGAAACAAUCGACUAAGGAAGCAGAGCACCAUGGAUUUUUACUCUCACUAUGAACAUCUCUGUGCCCUCCAAGGCUCUGUCCCAGUAAAAUCAGUGAAGCCUUACCUGAGUCGGGGCACUCUUGACCUAAAUGCAGAUCGCAUCAAGGCAGCUGACUGGGCUCCGCUUCUGGAUGCAGUCAGGCAUAAUAAGACUUUGACUUCUGUUGGAAUCAGGAGUUUUCAUCAGCAGGGUCUAGGAGAAUCAGGUGCUGAAAGACAUAAAACCUGCUACAGAAGGCGUAUUCCAGCAAUCCGAUCAAAAGAUUUGACGAGUCAAUUAUGUAAAGCCAUCAGAGGGUGUCUGAGUAUAUCAAGCGUUCUAAAAAAUGUGGAACUUCAGGGUCUGCUUCUGAGAGAGAGAGAUCUAAUACUUUUAACAAAGGGGUUAGCAAAGACAACAUCUUUAGAGAGUCUGUCUUUAGCUCAUUGUCCAAUUGGAGAUGGAGGACUAGAAACAAUCUGUCAGAGUGUGAAGAACUCCACCACCAUCAGGUCUAUAAAUUUUACAGCAUGUAAUUUGACUUGGCGGGGAGCAGAACACCUGGCCAAUGUUUUAAAGCACCAGGCAAUGAAAAGACAUGGUGAAGCAUGGGCUGAAAGCUUGCGCUAUAGGAGGCCUGACCUUGACUGCAUGGCAGGCUUGAGACGCAUCACUCUCAAUUGCAAUACACUUGUUGGUGAUCGAGGGGCUAGUGCUUUUGCAGAAUGUAUUGGAGAGGACCUGUGGCUGAAAGCACUCGACUUGCAGCAGUGCGGAAUUUCCAGUGAGGGGGCAAAAUCGUUGUUAGAUGCUCUUGAGACCAACACAACAUUAGUAGUACUGGAUAUAAGGAAAAAUCCAUUAAUUGAUGACACUUUGAUGAAAGCAGUUAUUGAAAGAGUUCUCAUGAAUGGAAACAAUACUAAUUCAGAGUACAAGUGGCUAACAUCUCCUUCUUCAAAGGAUGUUCUGAAAACUAAACCAAAGAAAAGAACUAUUGUCCUAGGAAGUGGUCGGAAAGGAAAAGCUACUAUUCGUAUUGGAUUAGCAUCAAAAAAAUCUGUAAGUCCUGGAAAAAAGACUCCACUGGGUAAAGAUGGUUAUUCUCCCAAACGGUUACCGCCAGGUGCAGAUGGUUUCCUGCCUUGGCGUACUGCAGAACGUGCAAAAAGAUGCAGGGGAUUUCCAGUGGAUGGUACCCAUGAGUUACCACUGAAGAUCCAGCAGACAGGCAUUCCUGUGAAAGUGACAGUGGAAAGUGCUUCUACUUCUGAGGCUGAGGAAACGGAAGGGAUUUUAGAGGACAUUAUGCAUGAUCCUGAUAUAACAAAGUCUGCAGAUAAAUUGAAUGUAAAACAAUAUCAGCAAUUACAGAUGGAGUUGGAUGAAUGCCUGCUAAGAUUAAAGGAAGAAAGAAGAGCAAGAGUAAAAGCAGAUGAACGGAUAAUGGAGCUAGAAGUUGAAAAUGCCAGAUUAAGGAACCUGAACUUCUCUCUGUCAGAAGUACUUCAUGCACAAUCAGUAACUAAUAUGAUUUUGGAAGAUGAAGGUGUUCUUGGAAGCAUUGAGAAUUCUUUUAAAAAGUUUCAUGCUUUUUUAGAUCUUCUUAAAGAUGCUGGACUUGGUCAAUUUGCUACAAUAGCUGGGAUAGACCAAUCUGAUUUUGGUUUGUUGGGUCACCCUCAAAUGAAUUCUACUCUUCGUAAACCUGCUAAUGCAGCAAAGGAGAAGUCAUUUGAAGAAGAAAGACAAGAACACACAGUGAAUAACAAAAAUGCUGAUGGAGAUAUAGUUUCUUUUUCUGGCCUCAUCCAGGCCCAUGGGCUUGUGAAUAAUGCCUUUACUGUUUCCAGAGAAAUGGAAGGACUUCAGGUUUCUGUUCCACAACAGCAAGGCUCAUGUGAAGAAGGGGAAAUUCAAACAGAUAAGCAGCAAAAGAAAGAAGAAACAUCCAAAAGCAGCAGGCUAACAUCUUCAGACAAGGAUGUCAGACAAAGUAAACAGACAAAAGGGUAUUUCUCAAAGAUGCAGUCAAUUACUAGUCAGCAUUCAGUCUCUGAAUCUAGUCUUAAUCUGAAGAGUAAGGGUAGCAAAAAAUCCAGUGCUCUUUCUAGUGAAAAAAGUAGAAGCCGAUCCUCAAAAAAAUAUCCUCAUAGAACAAAGGAAAUAGAAAUUGCAACUGCUGAAGCCAGAGGAGAUCAACAUGUACCCAAAACAGAUCAUUCAAAAAAUGACACUAUAGGAUCUGAUUCAGAAAUACAAGAAAGUAUCCAUUCUGUGGCAAGCAUUUGAAAUGGGUGUAAAGGGAAAGCUCAAAAUGUUUUCCUUAGAGAGAGAGAGAAGGAAUUUAAAAAGAUAUUUAUAUUCCUGACACCUAGACUACAUGGAUUUUUUGGCAAGAAUGUAUGGUUUGAAAUUGUAUAGAACUUUUCCACAUGCUGUUUAGCAUUCCUGUUUCAUGAACACAAGUUUUUGACACAGAGGUUUUUGUGUUGGCCAAAAAAAAUGAUGAUAAAUCAUUAAAAGGAUACCCUUUGGUAUUUAGUAUGAUCUUACAAAGCUUAGGUGAUAUGUGGGCUGUUGAUAUACUAUCAGUACAGAUUUUGUUAAUGAAGUUUUUUGCAAAAUAAAAUGAAAUAGAUUAAUAGUUAUGAUUUGCCUUGUCAUUUGAUCACAUUUGAAACUAUUGUAGUGUACACAUACACUUGUGCCUAAUACUGUAUGGUAUAUUCUCCCUCAGAGGGAUAGUUGAACUCCUAACGUUAUUGGGAAUAUUGCAUGAAAAUCAAGGCGAAUCCCCUUGCUAUUCAAUAUUUUUAAUACAUUGUUUAUAGAUACAACAGUAGUUUUGUAUAUCUUUCCUCUGACAAUAAUGCAUUAAGUAAUUUAUUUUAAUCUGUUGUAAUACAGAUGAGCCAUAUACUCUCUGGUUAAAUGUAAAGUUUCAAGGAGUUUUUGCUGGUUUCCAUGCACCAGAGCAAAUCUAUUUUUACUGAGCCUAUUGUAAAUUAUUCUGUUUUUGUUUAAAGUUGAUUUCUGUCUUCAAAUAUUAGCAUUCCCCACUGAAUUUUUAACUUCUAAGAUAGUUAUAUAGAACAAAGCCAAUUUGAGUUGUUUUCCAAUAAGAACUUAAGGGGAUAGAAUUGGGAUCAGUUCUGGUUUGCUGAUUUGAGACCAGCUAGUGAAGUAAUCGUCAGAUUGGUUUUGUUAAAUGAAUUGAUGGUUUUGUUUCCAUUCCUGGUGGACAGGUGUCGACUAGAAAACCUCAUGGCCAUCUACUUUUUACUGUGGUUGGAAAUUUUAUCAGUGAGGUGAGUGACAGAAUGGGCAUAGAGCCUGAGCUGAGAGAUAUAGUAUAUCCAAGAAUAAUAGAAAUACUUAGAAAAAUAGAAUUACAUCAUUGCUCUAAAGGUUCUCCUAGAAUAUCAUUGGGACACUAUAGAUUAUGCAGCAGGAGGAAGCUUUCUACCUAUUUUGUGGGGAAGUAUUUAGCAAUUGUAAAGUCUGGCAGAAGUUUCUUUGAUUUUUAAAGGAACAACAAAAACUUGUAAUUUGUUUCCAGCAAACUUGUUUUCCCCUCUUAUAUGGGAAACUGCAUUUAAUUAAAAAUGCUUUUCUACCUGUAAUAUUGGAUGAUCGUGGAAGCCAUUCUUUCACGACAGGUCAUGAGAUUGUGUUAAGUUGGUUUCAAAGAGUAUGUAAUGUCUCUGAACGUAAGGAAAGAGCCUUAGUUUUUCACAAAAAGAAACCCAUUGUGUAUAUUCUAGGACCCGAUGCUUAGUUGUGAGAAUGUUCUCAUUUUUCAGCUCGUGAUAAACAUACAGUAUGUUUACCCCUUUGUUUUUUACUUGUAUGCUUUUUGUUGUUAACCUUUCAUUACUAGCUUUCCCUUCAGGUUGAGCUUCAUCUUGUCUUAUUAUUGUGUGUGCUCAAACAAAACUGUUAAUUCAAGAUCUUGUCCUACACUUCAACCCACAGAACAUAAAAAAACAAAUACCUUUACAUAUUUAUUGUUUGGACUUUAAAAUUACCACACAUGCUGGAUGGACUGGAAAGGAGUCUACUUUCUCUUUCCCUUUAGGUUUUGUCUUUUAAUCCUUUCAUUCUAAUAUCCUUGAUAGCUUCAUGGGAAAAGGAAACCAAAAUAAUCUUUUAAAUGGAAACAAUAUGUACAUAUUUUUUAAAUAAAAUUUGAAAAUAUUAAAGUA